CCAAAAAAAAUAGUUAAACAAAAUGUCAUGGCUGGCUCGUUCUCUCGCCAACUCCCUUCGACUCGACGACGAUAAAGACGACGACGAUGAAGACAACGACGUCGUACCCUCCCACCCUCGCGACCCAGACGCAUCACCAUCUUUCCCCACCGAACGAGCCAGCCACAACAACAACCAUAACCACCACAGCCAACAACAAUUCGAAUCCGAAGACAAUGAUUGGCAAUCAGAAGAGGCCCAUUCUCGGGGCGUCAAAGACGACCUCUCCGAACUCAAACAAACUCUGACGCGCCAGCUCUGGGGCGUGGCCUCCUUCCUCGCGCCCCCUGCUUCCUCGGAACCCUCCACGCCCUCGCAUUUCCCGCAAACCGACACGUCCGAUCAGUCCGUGUCCUCCGGCGCAGAAGAGGAGCCGUCGGAUCGCACUGUCUCCUGGAUCGGGAGCGACAUCGUGGAGAUCUCGAAGAUGCCGUCGAAUGAGGAGCUAUUGGAGGCGCGUGGUCUGGGAGGAGCCGUGGGGAUCACCGACGAGGUGUUGGCUUUCGCGGGGAACAUCGGGAUGCAUCCCGAGACGUGGUUGGAUUUUCCGCUUGAUGAGGAGGAGGACUUGGGUGAUUUUGACAUGUCUGAUGCCCAAGAAGAGCAUGCUUUGGCUAUCCAACAUCUUGCUCCCAGAUUAGCUGCCCUGAGAAUUGAACUUUGUCCUUGCCAUAUGACUGAAAGUUACUUUUGGAAAGUCUACUUUGUGCUUCUGCACUCUAGACUCAACAAACAUGAUGCGGAUUACUUGUCUACACCCCAGGUAGUGGCUGCCAGAGCCAUGUGGAUGCAGGAGCUACAAAAGAAAACAAAGGCAGAGACUGACUGGUUUGCAAGAAUCCAAUCCUAUUCGAAAGACAGUGCUAAUAUGCUGGAGGAAGAUUUUGAUCUUACGCCACGGGGCACAUUUUCAUUUGAACCUAGUAGCUCCUCCGUGGCUACGGAUUUUGAGAGUGAGCAGCGCCCGGUUGAAAGUAACGAGCUGCAAUUUAUUGAUAAGUCUGUUAUUGAAGAGAGGCCAGUAAUUAAGACUGAGAAUAAGGAUUCUAAACUAGUGGUUGAGAAUUUUGAAGACGAGGAGGAUGACUGGCCUGAGGAAGAUUCUGAACUAGGUAGGUAUAGUGGAGUUGCCAUGUAUGUGGGGGAUGGAGAAGACAUAUCUUUCAGUGAUCUGGAGGAUGAUGAGGAUUGCAGUGUACCCAUAAAGUCCAAGAUAGUAGUUUCAAAGGGGUAGGAAUUUUCGAGGAAAGUCCAUGAUUGCAUAAGCUUUGGGUAUUGGACAAAACAUGGAACUGGAGAGGCUUCCUCCCUCCUAUAUGAUGAAAACUCGGUCUAUGGACUUGAAGAAAAUUCCUCACGUGGGCCAGGACCGUCACCGGAUGAAGCGUUCGUUAUUGGUGAUGGUGUCAUAUGAGCUUUUUGUACAUAGGUGAAUCAUAAUCUGUUUGAUUGGUUUGUGUGAGAAUUAUAGGCAGAAAGCCGUUGUCAUUGAUGAACCAUUUUGCUGAAGACAAAACGUGAGUGGACUCCAGUUAGUUAAGUGUGGAAGCAAUGAAUUGUUCCACGUCUGUUACGAUGUACAAAAAGCCUGGUCUUGAAUAGUGAGGCUGUGAUUUUUGCUUUUCUGUAUUUUUUUUUUAUUGACUAUAUUUGAAGCGUUCAAAUACAACCAAAAAGGUGUUGGUUUGGUGCUUGUUUGUAACCAUCGAAAACGACGAAAAGUGAAUCUUUUCGGUAAAAUAUAGAAAAGACGUUUGAU
Molecule: messenger RNA, 1798 nt
Organism: Corylus avellana
Lineage: Eukaryota; Viridiplantae; Streptophyta; Magnoliopsida; Fagales; Betulaceae
Source: RefSeq, a predicted model, not a curated record